AUGUCCUCCCCGCUUGCCAUCCCCUCAAAAUCCCCGAGAGUCGUAGCUGCUUCUAUAUCUCCUUCGUCGUCGCAGACACUCCACGACAGGCUGCGCAAGCGAGACUCAUGCUCGGCUAUCAGACAGCCCAAAGUUCUUCACCCAGUUGAUAAUGAAGACCUGAGGCUGUUGAUCCUAGAGAACAUCAGUCAGGAUGCAGUUCGAGCUUUUCAAGCGCAGGGCUUUCAUGUCGACCACUACACAAAAGCUCUUUCUGAGGAUGAGCUUGUAGACAAAAUUUCCCAAUACCAUGCCAUAGGCAUACGCAGCAAGACUAAGAUCACAGAGCGAGUCAUCAAAGCUGCACAUAAGCUUCUUGUGAUCGGCUGUUUUUGUAUUGGAACGAAUCAGGUCGAUCUAGUUACUGCCGGCAAGGCCGGGAUUCCCGUCUUUAACUCUCCAUUCUCAAAUUCGCGCUCCGUUGCAGAGCUCGUUGUCUCCGAGAUGAUCGCGCUUUCGCGACAGCUCGUCGAGCGCUCGCAUGAAAUGCGCCAGGGAAUCUGGAACAAGCAGUCAAAAGGUUGUUGGGAGGUCCGAGGCAAAACGUUGGGCAUAGUUGGCUACGGGCACAUCGGGUCACAGCUGUCGGUGCUUGCAGAAGCCCUUGGCAUGCGUGUCAUCUUUUACGAUGUCAUCAACAUCAUGCCUCUCGGCUCGGCCCGACAAGUUAUCACCCUUCCUGCGCUAUUGGCGGAAGCUGAUUUCGUCACGCUCCACGUACCAGAGCUCCCUGAAACAAUCAAUAUGAUUGGAUCACAGGAGCUCGCCCAGAUGAAAAUGGGGUCCUACCUUAUUAAUAACGCUCGUGGGCGCGUCGUCGAUAUUCCAGCCCUGAUCGAAGCCCUCCGGUCGCAUCAUCUCGCUGGUGCCGCCAUAGACGUAUACCCACAAGAGCCAGGGUCUAAUGGGGCACCAUUCGACGAUCAGGUCAACUCAUGGUCAAGCGCUCUGCGCAGCUUACCGAACGUGAUACUCACUCCUCAUAUUGGCGGAUCAACAGAAGAAGCGCAACGCAUGAUUGGGGAGGAAGUGUCUCUUGCUCUCUCUCGGUACCUGACCUACGGCUCCACUCUCGGGGCAGUCAAUUUCCCCGAAGUCGACCUCCGCGCGAUCACCGCAGAACAGGGCAAUCAUGUCCGUGUUUGCCAUGUUCACAGUAACCAGCCUGGUGUAUUGAAGCAGGUUAACGAGGUUCUCUCGCCGUACAAUGUCGAGAAGCAGUACUCAGACUCGAAGGGUGACGUCGCAUAUCUGCUGGCAGAUAUUGCAGACGUCAGCCCCCAAGACGUGAACAAGCUACAGGAGAUGAUUGAGCAUACGAGCGCGAAUAUCCUCACUCGCUUGUUGGCUUGA
Messenger RNA from Suillus bovinus, 1392 nucleotides. RefSeq lists its product as uncharacterized. NCBI's taxonomy places the organism in Eukaryota, Fungi, Basidiomycota, Agaricomycetes, Boletales, Suillaceae. The record is from RefSeq and is a predicted model, not a curated record. The transcript is spliced from 2 exons. Bases 1 to 1392 code for a protein of 463 amino acids. Gene Ontology annotation, molecular function: NAD binding; oxidoreductase activity, acting on the CH-OH group of donors, NAD or NADP as acceptor.